Messenger RNA from Miscanthus lutarioriparius, 261 nucleotides. The record is from the annotation of a GenBank genome assembly. Lineage: Eukaryota; Viridiplantae; Streptophyta; Magnoliopsida; Poales; Poaceae.
AUGGUGCUGCAGAACGACAUCGACUUGCUCAACCCGCCGGCAGAGCUUGAGAAACUAAAGCACAAGAAGAAGCGCCUCGUCCAGUCUCCCAACUCCUUCUUCAUGGAUGUCAAGUGCCAGGGCUGUUUCAGCAUAACCACUGUGUUCAGCCACUCCCAGACUGUGGUUGUGUGCCCAGGCUGCCAAACUGUUCUCUGCCAACCUACUGGUGGGAAGGCCAGGCUCACUGAGGGGUGCUCCUUCCGUCGCAAGGGCGAUUAG